AACCGAUUACGAAUUUCUCAUAUUACAACAAGUACUAAGUAGUCACUUAUGUAACUUACAGAUGGAUCCCUGGAUUAAAGAAAUAAUUAUAAUGUUAAUAUUAAUCAUAAAAACUCAACGGACUUAUGGAAUAAUAGGAUACGAUUGCGGUUCUGCAUCGGCCAACUUAACCACACUAUCACUAAUAAAUGUCGAAGAAUGCGACAUCCCCUUGCCGAGUGUAAACUCUAGCAGAGUUUACAUACAAUUACUCCAGCUUAAUGAUUUCAAAUCCGUAAAGGUAAUACAAUGCAAGGUUGAAAUAGAUCGUUUAAUUAGGAAAUGCGGAAUGUGGUCUCACACUAUGGAUGUUUAUAACGGCAAAUAUUCAUACAUAAGCGAGACAUCUCGAGAAGCGUGCCAGAAUAUGUACACUUACGGAAGCUUCGAAAUAGCAGGAACUAUAAUUGCCGGAUUAAAACCAAAUCAAACUACAAGUCGCCCAGUAGUUCUAGCUGGUCACGUUGACAACGACGGAUCGUGUUCCGGAGGUGCCUAUUCAGAUCCUUACGGAAGUUGGGGAAACGUCGUAGUAUUAGGCAACAUAAAAAUCACAAUACAAGAUUACGUCGCUGACGUCCGUUUACAUAAUAACCGAGUGCAACUUAGAUCAGGUGUAGCCUGCGAACUUAGCGCUACAAAAUGCACUGACAUUGAAGGUGGAAAUACCUGCGAUCGAUACUCAACAGCUGACCCGUAGCCCCCUGCGGGUAAAGAUCCUCAGGGUGGAGUCUCCCACUUUCUUCUGGGUGAAAAUCCAGAAUGAAAA
Vollenhovia emeryi is the source of this 808-nucleotide messenger RNA. RefSeq lists its product as uncharacterized. The coding region runs from base 62 to 739 and encodes 225 amino acids. The record is from RefSeq and is a predicted model, not a curated record. The transcript has 2 exons. NCBI's taxonomy places the organism in Eukaryota, Metazoa, Arthropoda, Insecta, Hymenoptera, Formicidae.